UACUCCCCUUCUCUUUCACUUUAUUUCUCUUGUUUCAUUUUCACUAAAUCCGCAGUGCUCCCACCUCUGGAAUGCUGCGGAGGCUCUUUUCCAAAUCCCGCGGAGGAGAAAAGUGAUGCAUUGUUCGACGAUUUAUUGUCAUCACGACUCAAGGGCAAGAAAAUUGUUUUGAGGAUAAAUUACUGUCUCUUUGAUAGAAAUGUUUCGACACCAGAAAUAAAGCAGUCGAUACCAAUACCAGGGAAAAACAACGGUUCUCAAUACCAAUUUGAAACCACGCCUUCACAUCCGGGUCAGUUGGGUUGGUUGGAGCUGGGUGCUGCCUUCAGAUCGCUUUUUGAACACCGAAGCUGCCAAUACCGACGUUUGAGCCAUCCCAUGAAGGCAGCACAAGUGUAGCAGCUCCCAGUUCAACGCAAAGACAGAAGACUGAUGAUGAUCCAGCUGCUGUGCGCGUAAAAGUGUGCGCGCCGACAAUGGAUACAACUGUGGUUUCCUGGUGAAACUUGGAACGUUACAUUGUUACAUUGUUGCGGAGAGUUCCACCAGAGGGGGACUUCAAAGAGCUGCUAUAAAACUAACUUCUUCCUCCACCCGCACUCAUGUGAUUAUCGAGCCAUGUCCAAGAGCCUGAAGAAGAGGAAGAACCACUGGACUAACAAAGUCCACGAGAGUGUCCUCAGCAGGAAUGAGGAGGAGGGGGAGCUGGAGCUGGAGCUGAAGGGCGGCGCAGAGAACGGACAGUUCCCGGUAAUAGGAGAGCUUCUCCCGGGCAGCGCGGUGUGCCACAGCGGUAAACUCUUCCAGGAUGAACUCCUGCUGGAAGUCAAUGAGACCCCGGUGGCUGGACUCACCACCAGGGACGUCCAUGCUGUGGUCAAACACAGCAAACACCCCGUCCGGCUCAAGUGUGUCAAACAAGGGGGCGUGAUAGACAAGGACCUGCGCCACUACCUCAACCUGCGCUUCCAGAAAGGCUCGGUGGACCACGAGCUGCAGCAGAUCAUCCGGGACAACCUCUACCUCCGCACCGUCCCCUGCACAACCAGGCAGCCCAAGGAAGGAGAGGUCCCAGGGGUGGAUUAUAAUUUCGUGACCAUUGACCGGUUUAUGGAAUUGGAGAAAAGUGGAGCCCUGCUAGAGAGCGGAACAUAUGAAGAUAACUUUUACGGCACCCCGAAGCCUCCGGCCGAGCCCAGCGCUCUGCUGCUAAAUGUAACGGACCAGCUGCUGCCGGGCGCCAGACCCACCUCCGAGGGCAAGAGGAAGCGUAACAAGUCGGUCAGCAACAUGGAAAAAGCCAGCAUCGAGCCCCCCGAGGAGGAGGAGGAGGAGAGACCCGUCGUCAAUGGCAACGGCGUUGCUGUCACCCCAGAGUCGAGCGAACAUGAGGACAAGAGUACAGACGCUUCGGGGGACAUCGCCCCGCCGAGCAUCCCAGCAGAGGCCCCGCCCGAGGCGCCCAAAGAUGACGGACAGUCCCCGAAAAUGACACUACCCAAACCAGACGAGAACGACGAGCUAGGACCGCUGCCGGACAACUGGGAAAUGGCAUACACCGAAAAAGGAGAGGUGUACUUCAUAGACCACAACACCAAGACAACAUCGUGGCUGGACCCGAGGCUAGCCAAGAAGGCAAAGCCGCCCGAGGAAUGCAAAGAGGAUGAGCUUCCGUACGGCUGGGAGAAAAUCGAUGACCCCAUUUACGGCAGCUACUAUGUUGACCAUAUAAAUAGAAGGACCCAGUUUGAGAACCCAGUCCUGGAGGCUAAAAGGAGACUCCAGCAGCAGCAGCAGAUGCAAAGCCAGGGUCUCUCCUCACUGCCCCUUCCCACCAUCUACAGAGUGGAGGAUGUCAUCCCCUGCGCCACCCUCCCCAGGCCCCCCCGAGUUCAGGUCGACCCGGUGCCCGAGCGCUGCCACAGCCUCGGCGACCUCUCCCGCUCGCCAACUCUGGGUCGCAGGGUCGCUGCGUACGCUACGUCCUCCUCCGCCGACGUCUCCCCGCUACGGCGUGUCCUGACUCGGCGGAUGAAUACGUGCCCACACCACCAGCAUCACCACCAGCAGCAGCAGCAGCAGCAGCGGCAGCCACUUCACACCUCCGCCUGCACCGUGGUGCUAGAGCAGCCUGUCUGUAGCCCCUUCUCCCUGUGGCACUUUGUCAAGAAGCCGCUGUUCACGCGGGACCCCACUCAGCUGAAAGGCAGUUUCUUGUCCACGGCACUCCAGAAGAGCAACAUGGGCUUUGGCUUCACUAUUAUAGGAGGGGACGAGCCCGACGAGUUCCUCCAGGUCAAGAGCGUCAUCCCCGAUGGGCCCGCCGCAGCUGAUGCGAAGAUGGUCACAGGUGACGUCAUUGUCUACAUCAACGACGUGUGCGUCCUGGGCACCACCCACGCCGACGUGGUCAAACUCUUCCAGUCGGUGCCGAUUGGCCAAAGCGUCACCCUCGUCCUGUGCCGCGGCUACCCUCUACCCUACGACCCGGAGGAGGCCGGCAACACCAACAACAACACCACCACCACCACCAUCAUCUCCCCGCUGGGCAUCAUGGAGCAGCGGCCCAUCAUGGUGAACGGCAGGACGGGCUACGACAACUACCUGGACUAUCUCUCCCGCACGGCGCGAUUCGUCACGGACCCCGGCCAGGACCAGGUCAACGCCCAGCAGCAGCUGCUCACCCCUCACCCUGGCGACACCCACUUAGACGGCUCGCUCCCUCCCACCACCGGAACUACGCCUCCCGACAGCGUCUCCAUGGCGUCGUCAGGGGCGACCCAGGGGGAACUACUCACCCUGACUAUGGUGAAGGGCGUGGAGGGUUUUGGCUUCACCAUCGCGGACAGCGCUACGGGCCAGCGGGUCAAACAAGUGCUGGAGCCUCAGGGCUGCCCGGGUCUGUUCGAGGGCGACCUGAUUGUGGAGAUUAACAAGCAACACGUGCAGGGAUUCGUGCACACGCAGGUGGUGGAGCUGCUCAAGGAGUGCGCCGUCGGAGCCGAGACCAUCCUGGUGGUUCAGAGAGGCGGAACAGGUCACUAUUCACCCUGGAAGACCCCUAAGCAGGUGCUGGAGCAGUGGGAGUCCCAGCAGGUCCAGGGCAGCCCUGCUCAGACCAGCCUGUCAGCCCCCGUUAUCCCCCACAACGCCCCCUUCCCAACACACCAUCUCCACAGGGCCUCGGUCCCAGACUCAGCCUCCGAGGCCUUGGCCCUGGCUAAACCAGACCCCUAUGACCUUUAUGAGAAGUCCAGGGCUAUCUAUGAGAGUAGGCAACCUGGCCAACCAAGGACAGUUUUUCCUGUGGACUCCUCAGGGACGGAGUACCAGGACAUGGAGGUGCACCUGCGCAGACAGAAGUCCGGCUUUGGUUUCCGGGUGCUGGGCGGGGACGAGGCCGGGCAGCCUGUGAGUCCGGAGACGCGUGAGAAGAUCUUGAUCGGGGCGAUCAUCGAGAAGAGUCCAGCAGAUGUAGAUGGACGCUUGAGGCCCGGUGAUGAGCUGCUGUUUGUGGAUGGGAUCCCCGUGGUGGGGAAGCCGCACAGAUACGUCAUUGACUUGAUGCACGGGGCGGCACGCAAUGGCCAGGUGAAUCUGGUCAUCAGGAGGAGGGUGCAGCCAGCAGGUGAGUCCUGUCCAGAGAACGGCCGUAGCCCGGGCUCUGUCUCCACGCAACACAGCUCCCCCCGCAGUGACUUCACAUACGGCAACAGCACCAGCACCACCCAGGCACCCAUCGCCGCCAUGGGCAACGCCACGUCGAUCCCCAACACGCAACCCAGUGACGUCAUCAUCAACCGAAAGGAGAGCGAAGGCUUCGGCUUCGUCAUCAUCAGCUCGCUCAACAGGCCCGAGGCGGCCGCCACCAACACUGUGCCCCAUAAAAUUGGCCGCAUCAUCGAGGGCAGCCCGGCCGACCGCUGCGGGAAGCUGAAGGUGGGGGACCGGAUCCUGGCGGUGAACAGCCAGUCCAUCGUCAACAUGCCGCACGCCGACAUCGUUAAGCUGAUCAAGGACGCGGGCCUCAGCGUCACCCUGAGGAUCAUACCGCAGGAAGAGAUCAGUAAUCCCCCAUCAGCCCCCAGCUCAGAGAAGCAGAGCCCCAUGGCCCAGCAGCACAGCCCCAAGACCCAGCCGAGCACCGCCGCCUCGCAGCCCAACCCGGCGGCCACCGAACCCAACCCGUCAGUCAGCCAGCCCAACCCCAUGCCUCACCAGAGCCCUGCGACCCAGCUGCCCGCCCCUCCACCUCAGACCUACGCCCACGAGAGCAGUUACAGGUCAGAGGUGAAGGCGAGGCAGGAUGUGAAACCGGACAUCAGACAGCCGCCGUUCACAGAUUACCGGCAGCCGCCGGUGGAUUACCGGCACCCUCCUGUGGCGGACUACAGGCAGCCGCCCACGUUGGACUACAGACACCCGCCGCUGCUCGACUACAGACAGCUCGCUACUGACACCAGGCAGUUCGCCAUGCCAGACUACCGCAUGCCACCAGUUCAACUUUCGCAGGACUUUGACUUUUUCACGGUGGAGCUGGAGAAAAGCGUGAAGGGCUUCGGUUUUAGCAUCCGCGGAGGGCGGGAGUACAAGAUGGACCUGUUUGUCCUACGACUUGCAGAGGACGGACCGGCCAUCCGCAACGGGAGGAUGAGGGUUGGGGAUCAGAUCAUUGAGAUCAAUGGAGAGAGCACCCGGGACAUGACCCACGCCAGGGCCAUCGAGCUGAUCAAGUCUGGAGGCCGGCGCGUCCGUCUUCUCCUAAAGAGGGGUACGGGGCAGGUCCCAGAGUAUGAUAAUGCCGCCCCAUGGGAUGCUCGCCCUUCAGCCUCCCCAAGCCUGUCGGAAGUAGCCCCUCCCAUCGACAGCCUCUCCAUGUCAUCGCCGUCAUCUCAUCUGGCCCCCGACCCACCUCACCUGCCGCCUCUGGACGUCCCCCGAGACCCGGCGGCGCGAGACGGCAGGACGGAGCGUUCGAAGAGCCCCCAGAAGGCCGAGCUGCUGAAUCCAGAUCAGGGGAGGAGAGCGGCGUCAACCGGCGGGAGCGGCAGAGCCAAGAAGGAGGGUGGCAGGUCCACCCACAAGGGGCACAGGGUCCAGCCCGCUACUGAGGGGGACGUAGGCAAGGAGGAGCCCAAACCUUCCAGGAGCACCAGAGGGAGGUCCAAGGAGAGAAACACUGGGGACAACAGAGAAUCCACCGAAUCUCCCAGCAGCUCCAAGCUCCCGCACACCAACGGGAACAGCAUGGAAGACGUGGAGCGCUACGGUGGCGGGCAGCAGGUGGAGUCGGAGCCGAGCAGGCCCAGGGAACCGGACCGGGGCCUGGGAGAGAGCCGGACCAACAAGAGCAGCGGCAGCGCGGCAGGGAGGAAGGCCACGGUCUCUCCCGGGCCUUGGAAGAUCCCUGGAUCGGACAAGCUGCCCAGCACGCUGCGCACCGGCACGUCCACGCUGAGCAGAUAACACCGCGGCGGCUCCGGCGAGAACACAGUGGCCACACUCAUCUGAACAUUUACACCUUCCUGUGCUCCUUUACCCCCCCAAACAUCCCGUUAGACCACAAACCAAGGGGGGCAUGCAGGGUGAUCUGGUGUUUUUAGAGUUUUAUUUAUGAUAUUGUACUCUAAAUUAUUUUGAGAAAUAUUUUACACCCACCACCUUAAGAAACUGGAAAAUCAUCCACUUUAAAAAAAAAAAAAUCAUUCAAACUCUAUUUUGAGUUUUCCCCAAGCCGGGGGACAAACAUGCAAAUAUAAACAACUGACAGGAAGCAACUGUCGGUUGCGAUCGGAUAUUUUAUAUAUAUAUAUAUAUCUUCACAGUGGAGUCUGUUUUAUGAAGGGGAAUGUUAAAAAGAAAGUUUGCCUGUUUUUGACACGAGCGAAUGGAACAAAGAGUGACAGCGGCGAUGAAAUCAUCAACAGAACUUUGCCUUAACAGAGACUGAACGGGCCUGAAGCUAUCUUCUAUCAGAUGAUUAUAGACAUAGAUAUAUUAUAAUAUGAAUAUGUGGGAUCAUUUUGUAAAUAAGAUCAUCUUUUAAGUGAAGAGAACCUUAAGUGGAGCUGGAUGGAUAUGCUAAACGAGCUAAAAACGGCGCGACACGGACCAGAACGUCGCCCUCUUCUACACCCGUUCAGCCCUGUGAUUUGCAGUUUGGGGUCCCGGCAGCCCCGCUGCGCUUGACUUCACCAUCUAUUUGCGCUUGACUCAUCCGCGGGGGCGUCAUGUCAAUCCACUUUCUCUCAUUUCUGUGCUUAACGAACAAAGCGGAAGGAGCUUGUGUGGUGCCGACCGAGGGGCAGAGUGCCUUAGACUGACAGAGAGGUUGGCUUUUAAGUCAAAGGUUCAACUCCAAACCACUUUAGAGGGUUCAAAACAGGCUGCUAUACAACAUCAACUAUACAGAUAUUAAUAAUAAACUGUAUUUUUUCAGAUACGAGUGUGAUAUACGGUGAAAUAUAUAAUUUAUUUCACAAAGUGUGUGAAAAUAAGUCCAUUAUCAGAUUGUGCAAGUGGUUUCAUGCUAGUUUUCAUUUCUUAAUGAGGUCUGACAGAGACGGUGUAUUCAAAUGUCAGCACAGAGCACCCCAAAGCAAACUACUAAAAAUCUGACAUUGAGGCGUCAAAGAAUCAAUCUCACUUGUCAAAAAGCUCGCUCGCCUAACAACCUGUGACCGGACUGAAUGAAUGAGCUCGAAAAUGAAACAUUUCUUUCAUUUCCAGAACCGGCUGAGAAGAGGUCGCACCUGUCACAGCGACUGUCAGCGGCGGCUCAAUCUGAUUUGUUUUAGGUGAUUCUGUCUACACUGUGUGAUAUUAACAUCUCCGUGCCAAAGCUCCCUGUAGAUUAGAUAUAUCUUCAGCAUACACACACCCCAGAAUUGGACUCUAUUUGAAGGCUGUGAAUGCACAGGUGUAUGUUUUUAUGCAACCUGACAACUGACAGUUCGCUAAGCCCCCCCCCCCCCCCUAAGCUACUGUUGCUAUGCUUGUCAAGCUUUCCAUUCUGGCACAUGUGACGUUUACAACGAUAACGGUGGCAGAUUUACAACUCUAAAUUCAUAGUCAGUUUUGAAACAAUCGGUACUUGAUUUCAGAUAGAAGUAAACAAAAGCAAUUUCUCAUUUCUAGCCAGCAACUGACAAUUUUGCCGGUUAAAAAGGACGAUUUUAUCAGCUGUAGCUCGCUGUCGUGUCUAGAAGUUAACCCUCAAAUUGCAAAAACUUGCAAAAAACUCUCGCUGUACUUGCAGCUCGACGACUUAUCUUAACCUUAACUAUUCAAGGCCUAACCUUAGUCAUCCUCACCAGUUGACAAUCUAUGUAUUGAAGGUUAGAGCUAAUUAGUCCUAGCAAAUGAUGAGUUUUUUCUCAUAGAUUUAUCGCUUUAAUCUCACAGAAUAUCCAUGUUUUUUCUUGUACAUUUACGAAUUUAAUCUGGGAAAUUUUUGUGAGUUUCUGGGAGUUUUUUCUCAGAAUAUUAUCCCCCUACCCUGGCUCCAUAAUUUAUUUAUUUUUUACCUACAAUGGCCCUAAUACGUCGUCAUAGUUAUUCCAUUCUAACAUAAGACAGUUUAGCUGUUUAGCCUGCAUACUUGUAUGUAUUUUCAAACAGUAUGUUUUUACUUUUAACGUUACAGGAGAAAAGUCUUUUAGGAUGAGGAUGCCGAAUUCACACCAAGCAGCUGCGAAGUGCGGCUAGCCACCAUAAUUACAUUUUUCUGCAGCCGGGAGGCGUCUUCAUGUGUUUCAGACGGGAAGAAAUUCUUUGUAACAAAGGUCGACAUGUCACAGGAGUCACAUGAUCUGUUUACUGAUUGGCUGCGGGUCCUCUUUGAUCGUACUUCGACGCUAAAAGUUCAACUAUUCCCAACGUGUUUGGCCACACUUUGCUGCAGAAUCAAAAAGCCCGCUGCAGCUUUUCAUAGACAUUGCAUGGCAGCACGCCGCAGGCCGCACUUUGCCACUGCUCUGGUGUGAAUUCGGCGUAACAUAUCCUGUUUACUAGUUCACUUUAGCUCCUGUGAUUUUGGAAAUGCUAAAAAUGUAUUUAAACUCUUUAAAUGCUGAGUAUUGCUCAGACUACAGCUGCUUCAAAAUGUGCAGAAAUCCAAAGCUUGACAGGUCUGCAGUGCCUAGUAACAGUUGCUAUGCUGUGAUUGAACACUUGGUGUUCAGGGCAGGGGUUUUUACGCAAACUGUCAAUUUUGAGAUCAACAAAUCUUUUCACAGCAUCCGUACCGUCUCUGCUAAUGUUAAAAAAAACUCUGAGUGGCAAUUUUUCCUUCAGAAUGAGUCGACAUUUACAGAAAAAAAGGAGUCAUAACACCAGAACAAAAGUUUCCUCCUUCGUCUGCUGAGGGAAGUGCAAACAAUAUUUAAAGAAUAAAAGAGCAAAGAGAGACAAGUCAUUAUGUUUGCCAUUGUGAUCCGUAAUUACACAAGGAAUAAGCAGAGUGACUUUAAAGCACAAUCUCUCACAGGCGGUUUUGGGAAUUAUUAUGUCGGAGAAAAUCAUCAGCCAGGCACAAACGGCUCAGACAUUCAAUCACUUGUAGAUGGUGUGCGGGGGAAUUAUCACACAACAAAGGCUUAAAGCUAAAUUCUACAUUGGUCAGACUAAAGGUAGCUGCCUACAUACUGUAUCAUCAUGCAUCAUUUGGAUUUUAUUUUCUGUUUGGAGCAGAAACAAAAAAAACAUGCGUAUUUUUGCUCAACCUUUUGCACAACUCACUGCUUCCCACAUCUGAGCUGUCUCCAUUGAGCCAAACUGUAUGUAGUUUGCUACGGAAAGCAAAAAGAACAAAAAAAAAAGGUGUAAAAAAUGUGCGUGUUGAAAUAACAACACGCACUGCACCAUAAACUCCCACCCAAGCGGCUCAGUAUCACUGUGUAGUGUUAUAGCAGUGUAUAGACUCUGAACAAAUAUCUCUAUAAAUAUGACUCCGUGUACUAUUGAUGGUCACAAAGACUGUAAGUGGAGCAACUAUUUUUAUGAAAUGCAACACUAUGGAUAUAUUAACUUUUGCAAAAAUCUUGUUUACCUGUAUGAUAUUCUGAAACGCUGUCAAAAUAAAAGAAAAUCUUGACACAACAUAAAAGAUUUA
Molecule: messenger RNA, 9112 nt
Organism: Sebastes umbrosus (honeycomb rockfish)
Lineage: Eukaryota; Metazoa; Chordata; Actinopteri; Perciformes; Sebastidae
Gene: magi2a
Product: membrane associated guanylate kinase, WW and PDZ domain containing 2a
Exons: 25
Coding region: 619-5466 (1615 amino acids)
Biological process (GO): receptor clustering; signal transduction
Cellular component (GO): cytoplasm; dendrite
Molecular function (GO): beta-1 adrenergic receptor binding; SMAD binding; signaling receptor complex adaptor activity
Source: RefSeq, a predicted model, not a curated record